Messenger RNA from Neltuma alba, 1878 nucleotides. RefSeq names its product zinc finger CCCH domain-containing protein 62-like. The coding region runs from base 180 to 1244 and encodes 354 amino acids. The transcript has 8 exons. The record is from RefSeq and is a predicted model, not a curated record. NCBI's taxonomy places the organism in Eukaryota, Viridiplantae, Streptophyta, Magnoliopsida, Fabales, Fabaceae.
UAAAAAAAUGUCUGAAUUGUUACCGAGAAAACGAUGUGGACCGGAGGUCGGCCCAGAUCCUGUGGGCAGAUCCGGAGAUUGGAGAGGCGGUGCCUGCUUUCAUUGCCAAAGUAGCAAAGGUUCCCCAUCGAUGGUCGGCCAGUUCCUUUUCGUUGUUCUGAUUCUGGUCACGUUCAAAUAUGGUUGAACCGAGGGGGAAGCGCGCCAUCAUUGUUCUAUCUUCAUCUUCUUCCGAAGAAAUUGAUGAUCACGACAUGGAAGACUCAAUCAGUGACGACGACUGCGCUGACGACGAGGAGGAGGGACAAUCUCUGGAUGACGAUGACGAAAAUUCUGACGACAGUGAUGAUGAGUCCCUCUCCAACAAAGUUUUUGCCCUUUUUCAAGAAGGAAGUGAUUUAAAAUAUCUGAAAUUUAAAGAAUGCAAAGCAUAUCUGCGUAAAAAUGGCCUCAGACUGGCAGGGAAUAGAGAUGUUUGUAUUGAGAGAAUAAGAGAGCAUUGGAGGAUCAAAGAUGGACGUGGGUAUACACUUUAUCCGAGAUCAUCCUUUAUUAUUGAUUGUACUGGUGAUGUGUGUAAGGGAGAUGUUGUCCUGUUCAGACAGAUGGUUUAUGAAAAGUUUGAUAAAGUCAGUAAGCGAGGAAGACAUGUGGGAAAGAGAACUGUUGCUGGGAGGGUAGUUAAGGAAAGCUAUGGUGCAACAAAGCAGCAACAUACCUUUACAGUUGAGGUCAUAUGGAGUGACGGGGUUAAAAAAUUUCCUCCACUGUUUCCUUUGCUUGUUAAGGGCCGCAAUCUCUAUAAAUUGAAAACAUACAGACAGAGAUGGAAACAUGAAGCUGAAAGAGUCAAAGUGCUUUCUGAGAAGCACCAACGUGGUGCAGAGGCAAGGCUUGUUAGAGCAACGAGGCAAAAGAAGGGAAAAUGGAGUGCAAAUGGAGGUUUCAAUGGCCAUUGUGAAAUCCGUCAUACCAAACCAUCAAAACUGAGAGUAUCACGUACCUAUGAUAUGGGAAAGGUGAAGCAGCUUGACGGACAUCGAAGAGCAAUCUCUGGCCGCCAGCCUCUAGAGACCACUUCAACAAGACAAGCAGCUAGGAAAACAAAUGCAUCUUCAAGAACAUUCAGAUCUGCAAGUGGAUGGGAUGAAUCCGUUGACUGCUAUCAACUUCCAGUUCAUUCCUUUUAUGCAAAUUAUUCACGAAAUUCUCAUCAGUCUAAAGUGAAUUGUCAGAAGAAAUGAAGCAUGAAUUCCCACCUUUGAGGUUUUGUGUUGAUGAAAUUGCUUCACCCCGGUCAUGAAAUCUGGCUUCCUGCGCUACUAAUCUUGCCUACACAAACCUGAGAUACAGCUCUCAAGGCCUUUGAAUGCAGAACUUGUAGACAGGCCACCGCAUCCAUUUCCUUCAGGGAACCAAGAUGCUUGGAUGGAGGAAUUGUAGUUUAUGAGUUGAUCUGUUUACCCUUGUCAAUAUUGAGACUCUCGGGUUCUAUGCAAAUGCACAGGUCUCACUCUAUUAGAUUGUAAAACACAGCUUUCAUCGUCCCCUGAUUAGAUUGAUGAUAGGUGAAUAUGAGCGUUCGUUGCUUUUCUGGUGUCGGGUUAGUUUUAUGGGACUUAUCCACUGCUUCCAUUUUUUUCUUUUUGGCGAACAACUGCUUCCGUAUGUUGGAAGUUGCUUCCUUGUAAUGGACCGACUGUAGAAGUGACCUCAGAUGCAUGUAAGUGUAUCCAAGUCUUUUGGUUUUAGUCGCAGGUCCUUAGACAAAUCUUUAAUGCCGGGAGCUUUCCACUGGAAGUCUACUAAUCCGGAUGUUGGUCUAUGGUUGUCUUGGUUAAACUAUGUGGCUGACUUACUGGUUCUCGUUAUUUUGCA